AUGUCAACAAAUUGUUUUUCCGGUUACAAAGACCUCAUCAAGGAAGGCGAUUUAACUCUAAUAUGGGUUUCUAGAGAUAACAUCAAACCGGUAAGGAUGCAUUCCGAAGAGGUAUUCAAUACUCGUUAUGGUUCAUUUCCUCAUAAGGAUAUCAUAGGUAAACCUUAUGGUUCUCAAAUUGCUAUAAGAACAAAGGGCUCAAAUAAGUUUGCAUUCGUCCAUGUUCUGCAACCAACUCCUGAAUUGUGGACUUUGUCGUUACCACACAGAACUCAAAUUGUAUAUACGCCCGACUCUUCCUACAUCAUGCAAAGGUUGAAUUGUAGCCCUCACAGCAGAGUGAUCGAGGCAGGUACAGGCUCAGGAUCAUUUUCGCACGCUUUUGCAAGAUCUGUAGGUCAUCUUUUUAGUUUUGAAUUUCAUCACAUAAGAUACGAACAAGCAUUAGAGGAAUUCAAAGAGCAUGGACUUAUUGAUGAUAACGUUACGAUUACACAUCGGGAUGUUUGCCAAGGUGGAUUUCUUAUAAAGAAGGGAGACACUACAUCUUACGAAUUUGGCAAUAAUGAAACCGCCGCUUCAUUGAAUGCAAAUGUAGUGUUUUUAGAUCUGCCGGCUCCCUGGGAUGCUAUACCUCAUCUGGAUUCUGUUAUUUCCGUAGACGAAAAGGUCGGAUUGUGUUGCUUCUCCCCAUGCAUUGAGCAAGUAGACAAAACAUUGGAUGUAUUAGAGAAAUAUGGCUGGACGGAUGUUGAAAUGGUGGAAAUUCAAGGUAGACAGUACGAAAGUCGAAGACAAAUGGUCAGAUCACUCAAUGAUGCCCUGGAAAGGUUGAGAGAUAUUAAGAGGCACAAACUCCAGGGUGUAGAAAGACGCAAGCGGAUGUUUAACAAUACAAUAGAUUCUAACGAUGAAAAAGUUGGAAAAAGAAACGAGGAUGGCGUACCAUUAACAGAAAAGGCCAAAUUUAAUCCUUUUGGCAAAGGUUCUCGAAUCAAGGAAGGUGAUAGUAAUUAUAAAUGGAAGGAGGUCACAAAGAUGGAAGCUGAGAUCAAAUCCCAUACCUCAUAUUUGACUUUUGCAUUUAAAGUUGUGAAUAGAUCAAGAGAUGAUGAAAAAGUUAACGAAAUUCUUCGAUCCACGGAAAAAUAA
Molecule: messenger RNA, 1152 nt
Organism: Saccharomyces cerevisiae S288C
Lineage: Eukaryota; Fungi; Ascomycota; Saccharomycetes; Saccharomycetales; Saccharomycetaceae
Gene: GCD14
Product: tRNA 1-methyladenosine methyltransferase subunit GCD14
Exons: 1
Coding region: 1-1152 (383 amino acids)
Biological process (GO): tRNA methylation
Cellular component (GO): tRNA (m1A) methyltransferase complex; nucleus
Molecular function (GO): tRNA (adenine(58)-N1)-methyltransferase activity
Source: RefSeq, marked reviewed